AUGUCUAACUUACCGUGGUGUGUUAUUGGAGAUUUCAAUGAUCUCCUCUCCCAGCAGGAUAAAAACGGCAUACACCCUCAUCCUAAUUGGUUGUGUUCAGGUUUUCGUCAAACCGUGAGUGAUUGUAAUCUUUCCGAUAUUUCGCUUGAAGGUUAUCAAUUCACUUGGGUGAAGAGCAGAGGCACCGACCAUAUGAUAGAAGAAAGACUUGACAGAGCUCUCGCGACCUCCGAUUGGUUUACGGUGUUUCCGCAUGUCAAGUUGUCUAACCUUAUCGCAUCGUAUUCUGACCAUAGUCCCAUCCUUUUGGAUUGCGAUCCGGUUCAGCAAACUAGUAGUAGUUUUAGAUUUCGUUUUGAGAACAGUUGGCUUCAUGAAGAUAGCAUAACUGAGGUGGUUAGCAAUGGGUGGCAUUCUGAGGCUCAUACUGAUGUGGUUCAGCGUAUUUCUACUUGUGCUACUAGUUUGGAGAAUUAG
This is a messenger RNA of Vicia villosa (hairy vetch), 477 nucleotides long. RefSeq lists its product as uncharacterized. The transcript has a single exon. NCBI's taxonomy places the organism in Eukaryota, Viridiplantae, Streptophyta, Magnoliopsida, Fabales, Fabaceae. The record is from RefSeq and is a predicted model, not a curated record. Bases 1 to 477 code for a protein of 158 amino acids.